ACACCGAGGCAGAGAGGUUAAGCACUUGCUCCUGUGGGAAGCCUACUUUGGUUGCGAUGCCGUCUGAACUACCCAAACUGAGACAGACCAUGCCGAAGCAGGAUUUUGCUAGUCGAGGCUGUGGGUUUGACAGGGCAGGGGGACCGCGGCUGCUCCGCUCACAGGGGCACUGAGGGAGCUCCUCUGCUCAGCCAUGAGUCUGGAGCGGCUGCCGAGCGGCUGCUGCGCCGGCUACCCCAGCUGGCAUCGCUGCUGGCAGGCCGAGACGGGCAAGAUUGGGGCCUCAGUUGGCUGCAGGGAAGGGGAAGGCAGCGGCGGCGGUGGGGGGGCCAGGAUCCAGCUGAGGGGGCUCGACACUGAACAGCUGAAGGGCAGCCUGGUGGUCCUCUACGCACCUGCUGGGAACUCCUGCCUGCUCAGAUUGAGCUCAGGGAUGGAAGAGAUGGUCUGGGAGCAGUACACAGUCACUCUGCAGCGGGACUCUAAGAUGGGUUUUGGCAUUGCUGUGUCAGGUGGGCGUGACAACCCCAACGUGGAGAAUGGUGAGACGUCAAUCAUCGUGUCAGAUGUGCUGCAGGGAGGACCGGCAGAUGGAUUACUCUUUGAGAACGAUCGUGUCAUUCAGGUCAACUCCACCCCCAUGGACAACGUGCCUCAUUCCUUUGCUGUGCAGUCCCUCCGUAAAUGUGGAAAAGUGGCCAAAAUAACGGUGAAGAGACCUCGUAAGGUCCACUCACUUAAACAGCCCCCAUCGCCAGGCGCAGACAGUCGGGAUUACGCCCCCUCCACCCACUACUACGACGCUGACAAUGACAACGGCUGGUACCGUAACGAAAGCCAGGACCACACCUCUGACAGCAAAGGAUACCUAGACCCCGAGUACAGGGGGGGGCGGGACUACAACCAGAGAGGAAGAAGCCGGGGAAGGAGCCAGGAGAGGUCCUCGCCCAGCCCGGAAAGAUCCAGGAGGGAGGGUAGCCGGGGACGAGCCCUGGACACCAGCGCUGACCGUCAAAGGUACCACAGCCGAGGACGUAGCCCCGGGGACAGCUACCGCAUGGAGGACAAGUACGAGCGAGGAGAAGGAGGAGGAGGAAGAGGAGGGAGGUACAGGAGCAGGGACCAGCUUAAUGACAACUCUCCAUCCCCAGAACCUUCCAGAGAGCUGGAGCCACUGGAGAAACCUGUCAACGUCCUGCUGGUGAAGAACCGACCCAAUGAAGAGUAUGGUCUACGUCUGGGGAGUCAGAUCUUCAUCAAACAGAUGACCAGUACAGGCCUGGCUGCCAAGGACGGGAACCUGCAGGAGGGAGACAUCAUCCUCAAGAUCAAUGGGACAGUGACAGAGAACCUCUCUCUGCAUGAUGCUGGGAAGCUGAUAGAAAAGUCGAGAGGGAAGCUCCAGCUGGUGGUCCAGAGAGACCGUCGCCAGAUCCUCGUCCGCAUCCCCCCCCUCGCAGACUCUGACUCUGAUAAUGAUGACAUAUCAGAGAUGGAGUCAUACCAUUCCUAUUCUCCCCCAGAGGAGAGGAGGUCCCGCCAGUCUGACCUGUCCUCCCACUCUUCUAAUGAAAGAGACAACCCCAGGGAAGAAUCCAUGAGGACCCCCAAGAUGUCAGCAAUGGCCUCCCCCUUCAGAAUACCUGAAGACCCCCAGGCCUCAGCUGGGCUGGACAAAGGCACACCGCACAUUGAGGAGCCUCCAGUUGCUGCAACAGCUACACCCAAGAUUCUUCUACGGCCAAGUCCAGAAGAUGAAAAAAUAUACGGGCCAAACACAGUGAUGGUGAAUUUCCAGAAGGGAGACAGUGUUGGCCUGAGGCUGGCAGGAGGAAAUGAUGUUGGCAUCUUUAUUGCUAGUGUUCAAGAGGGCAGUCCUGCUGAGGAAGAGGGCCUGCGCGUCGGAGACCAAAUCCUAAAGGUGAACAACGUUGAUUUUCAAGGUGUAGUGAGAGAAGAAGCAGUGCUCUUCCUGUUGGAGAUUCCUAAAGGGGAAGUGGUCACCAUCCUCGCCCAGAGCAAACCUGACGUCUAUAAUGAUAUCUUGGUGUCGGGGCGUGGAGACUCUUUCUUCAUCCGGACACACUUUGAGUAUGAUAAGGAGACUCCUCAGAGCCUGGCAUUCAGCCGUGGGGACAUCUUCAAGGUGGUGGACACCCUGUAUGACGGCAAGCUCGGCAACUGGCUGGCAAUACGCGUUGGCAAGGAAAAGCAGCUGCUGGAGAAGGGCAUCAUCCCCAACAAGAGCAGAGCGGAGCAGAUGGCCAGCGUCCAGAGCUCCCAUAAAGUUGUUGCGGGCGAUCGAGCCGACUUCUGGCGGUUGCGAGGCCAACGUUCUCUGAAGAGGAAGGACUUGAGGAAGAGCAGAGAAAACCUGAGCAGUCAGACCCUCGCCACCCGCUUCCCAGCGUACGAACGAGUGGUGCUCAGGGAAGCUGGUUUCCGGCGUCCUGUUGUGCUGUUCGGCGCCAUCGCUGAUGCUGCUAACGAGAAACUGGCCUCUGAGAUGCCCGACCUGUUUGUUAUUGCCAAAACCGAGCCGAAAGACGCCGGCUCUGAGAAGUCCUCAGGAGUGGUUCGAUUGAACACCAUCCGACAAAUCAUCGAGCAGGACAAGCACGCCCUGCUGGAUGUGACGCCCAAGGCAGUGGACACCCUGAACUACACCCAGUGGUACCCCAUUGUCAUCUUCUUCAACCCAGACAGCAAGCACGGCAUCAAGGCCAUGAGGCAGAGGAUCGCCCCCAACUCCAACCGCAGCGCCCGCAAGCUCUACGAACAGGCCGUCAAACUGAGGAAGACCUGCUCUCACUUAUUCACUGCCACCAUUGAUCUGAACUCAGCCAACGACGCCUGGUACGGCAGCGUCAAAGACUCCAUCAGAGAGCAGCAGAUGCAGGCUGUCUGGGUUUCUGACGGCAAGCUGGAGGGAGUAGAGAGUGAUGGACUGGACUGCCAGGACGUGGAGCGCCUGUCCUUCCUGUCCGCCGACUACCUCAGCAUGGACAGCCGACUGACGUCCGACCUGGACGACACCGCAGACGAGGCCGGGGCAUACACCGACAACGAGCCCGAUGCAGAGAUGAUGCACAUCUCCGCCAUCAGCCGCUCAUCUGAACCUGUCACGGCUGAGGAGAUUUUGCGCAGGUACAGUCCAGACAUCAGGAGUCGCAUGAGGAAAAUCAGCAGCCGGGAAGUCCUCAACAGGUCCAGCCCUCCACCUGUCUUCUUAUCAGACAAGGUGAAACUGUCUCUGAGGGACGAUCCGGUCCUCAUAUCAGGCUCCAACAACCCACACCAUCACCACCGUCAACACCACCCUCCACCCCCCAGCUCCAGCCGAAGUUACGAUUCUCCCUCCAGCAGCAGCCCCGCCAGCAGCAACAACGACCCUCCACCACCCAUCUCUCGUUCAGCUGCCUCCUCCGGCCCGCUGCCUCCACCUCUGGCUCUCCACUUCAACUCCUGCGGAAAACUGCGGCCCCUGGGAGUGCCCCAGCCCCCCCCUGCGCCCAAGCUUAGCCUCUGCGGGAGCACAGCAGAGCCUGCAGUUCACUCACCUGUCGCUCUGCAAAGUGCGACCGUGUUGGCCUGUAGGCAGCAGGAGGAGGCAGUGGAGGACAGCCCUGUAGAGGAUCCUUCAAUGAGGUCCUUCCUGGGGAAGAUCAAGGCCUUCGAGAAGAUGGAUCACUUCGCCCGAGCCCAAAGGAUUCUGGAAGUGCAGGAAGCACAGAAUGCCAGGUUGGAAAUUUCUCAGAAGCACCCAGACAUCUAUGCUGUUCCCCUGAAGACAGCCAAGCUGGAUCACAGUCGCCCACAGCCUAUCGGCUCCAGUUCCUGUCCUGAACGCCGGACUCCUCCGUCCUCCAAGGAGGGAGGACACUUCUACCCCAGCGAAGAGGGUCCAGGGGAAGAGGCAGUGCCAGGAUACUACACCGCCAACUCCUACCAGUACCAGGACACUGAACUGUAGGCCCAGCACACAGCAGUUGUGCCGUCCCUCAUCUUCCUGGACAUACAUGUACACAUGCACUGCACAUGCAGUUUAUUUACACACUUACCAUUCCAUCAUGUCCUGCACAAGUAAGCUACUGACUUUGAACUGACUCUUGCUUCUUUAAUACCGAGGGGGAAAAAACUGCCUUUUUUUGCUUCAAGGAAGUUAAAGCAAUCUGUACUAUCCUUUUGGAUAGGAACACACUGUCUUCACUUUACUUUUUAUGUUGUAUUUGAUUGUUUCUUUCUUACGUACCACUUUUAAUGGUCAAAACUGAGUGACUAGGAACCACUUGUUUUCUUGCCUAUGCAACUCUUCAGUUUGUGCACAGCAACUGAAACCUAUUGCCACGAGUUUUGCCCUCACAGAAACCUCAACAAACCCCAAAACCCACAAUGCGCUUUACCACAUCCAUCCCCUGCUUUUUUAAGCUCCUAUUAUUGCCAGCUAUGAUCAACAAAGGUUACGUUUAUAUUAUUACAUACAGCAUAUAUAUACGUAUAUAUAAAUCUAUAUAUAUAUAUCUAAAGUCAAGUGUUUAUACUCUGUCUUUGCAUUCCUUCGUAUAUGACAAUGCCUGUGUAUACAUACAGUAUAUAUCUAUAUAUAUUCUAUCUAGUAACUCUGGAAUUUGUUACAAUUUUUUGAAGUGCCUUUUACUUUCUUAGUUCCAUGAGGUUCGGGUUGUCUUUCCUCCGCCCCUCAGCCACCCAGCCGUACUAAAACCUCUGCUGCUGUCAAGCUUAAAGGGAAACCAGGGAACCAGUGACACCAAAACCUUAAUGCUGUCCCCACACACUGUACUGUCUGUUGUCACCUUCAGUGACAAAACACACCCACAAAGUACAGUACACACCCUGCACCUUCAGUCCUAUCUGCCAUGUGUAAGAACGAGUAAACAGUGUCUGAUCUGGGAUAAUUAGACUUGGUCACAGCUGUAAAGGCCCGGUCACUCCAGCAUUAAAACAGCAAAAUUUGGUGGAAGAAUCAAUUGAUUUCAGUAGAAUAUACACAAUUGAUGGACUAGUUCUAGUAGUAAAUUUGAUCACCAAGUUUGAUUUGGUGAAUUUUACAGCUUAACCCGUAGUCUGUAGUCUUGACAGUGCUGUUCUUUGAAGGAACAAAGAGCCAGAGUUCAACAAACAGGAAGCUAUCAUUGCUCAUUAGUUGUGUUUAGUGUACAGUUAUUUAACCUCCUCUGGCAUUGUAUAAACUGCUCCACAAAAGAGGCGUGGAGUUUAAACAACUAUGAGACAAAAGUUGAAAUAAACUGUGUAAAACUAUUGCCCCUUAGCGUCCAUGCUAAUUAGCUUGCUAAACUGAGUUAGCAAGUUAAAUAGCUAGCUCAGUAGAGCUAUUGUGGUGUGAUUUAUCUCUAGAUAGUUUCCCGGCCACCAGAGUUUCUCCUAUACACUUGGAAGGCAAGCUGUAUUCAGUUAAUUGCAAUCUGCAACUUCACCAUUAACACUAAAUCCAGUACAUUUUGCUGUGCCACUUGGUGGUGUGACUGGGCCUUAAGAUUCCCAUUUCCUAUUUUUGUCAUCUUUGGUGCUCAGCAUUCAUUGCUGUGCUGUUUUAGCACUGUACCUCCAAGCCAGAAAUGAUUUGCCAUCUUAACUGUGUGGCCAGUAGAGUGAUGUCUUUAGCCCUGGAUGGUUUGUUGAGUUGAAGGUUCUGCAGGUGGCGCCCUCUUUUGGCUGUUUAGCCAUGGUGGCUAUCACUGCCUAACAACCCUGUUAAACGAUAAGGUGGGUAUUAUUCUAUAUAUUUUCAACUGGUCAAUAUUGGUCAACAAAUCCAUUGUACAGAUACAAACCAACAAUGAAUUAAUCCUCCUAGCAAGUAUUAUGUGUGUAUCCAAAACCUGAUUCCUCUGUGUCAUAAAGCUCCAUUGUUCUUGUAAAAACAUCAUCAAUCAAAGAAAUAUUGACAAGAACACUAGAACACAAAUAGAACACGUAUUUCCUCCUGUUUGAGUAAUGUCUGAUAAAAAGUGUCCAGCUGCUUUAAGAAUUACUUAAUCUUUUUUUAAAUUGACUGGUCUUCAGUAGAAACCCGAAAGUUUUGAGAGACAGACUAACCCAUUGUUGGUUUUGGUCUUUAUGUGGAGUUUACUGACAGUAAGAAGAACAUAGAAUAACACCACCCUUUUCUUUUCAAGGCUGUGUCCCAUUUCAGAACCGCUUCCUAUGAAAACUGAAUAAGAGGAGCCGGAUUAGUCCUCUGGAGGUAUGGCCAGAUGAAUUUGCUAUGGGACAUUGUGCCUAGAUUUAGACUCAGAACCCCACUUGAAGAACCCCCUCCCCCCCCAUUCCAUGCUGGAAC
This is a messenger RNA of Morone saxatilis (striped sea-bass), 6322 nucleotides long. RefSeq names its product tight junction protein ZO-2-like. Gene Ontology annotation, cellular component: bicellular tight junction; plasma membrane. The record is from RefSeq and is a predicted model, not a curated record. The coding region runs from base 194 to 3973 and encodes 1259 amino acids. The transcript is spliced from 23 exons. Gene Ontology annotation, biological process: cell-cell junction organization; establishment of endothelial intestinal barrier; positive regulation of blood-brain barrier permeability. Gene Ontology annotation, molecular function: cell adhesion molecule binding. Lineage: Eukaryota; Metazoa; Chordata; Actinopteri; Moronidae.